AUGAGACAGUUGAGCGCAUUACGUUUGACAGUUUCGUUCUUUGAAGUGUUGAUGAUUUCCAGCAGGUUAGGGAUGACCGUGCUUAAGUGCUGCGACACAAGGUCUCCUGACUCGUCCACGGCGAUGGUCAAAAUAGACAGGGCUGACGUGACAAUGACAUUGGACUCGGUGUUGAGAGAUCUAAGAACCAGUGGCAGAAUCAGCUUGACAUGA
Messenger RNA from Ogataea philodendri, 213 nucleotides. RefSeq lists its product as uncharacterized. The transcript has a single exon. Lineage: Eukaryota; Fungi; Ascomycota; Pichiomycetes; Pichiales; Pichiaceae. The record is from RefSeq and is a predicted model, not a curated record. The coding region runs from base 1 to 213 and encodes 70 amino acids.